Messenger RNA from Fusarium poae, 1470 nucleotides. RefSeq lists its product as uncharacterized. Bases 1 to 1470 code for a protein of 489 amino acids. Gene Ontology annotation, molecular function: oxidoreductase activity, acting on paired donors, with incorporation or reduction of molecular oxygen; heme binding; monooxygenase activity. NCBI's taxonomy places the organism in Eukaryota, Fungi, Ascomycota, Sordariomycetes, Hypocreales, Nectriaceae. The transcript has 3 exons. The record is from RefSeq and is a predicted model, not a curated record.
AUGACUCUCAUUACCACUCCUGGGGCGUCCUUGAUUGCAGGUGUCUUUCUCUUUAUCAUGGCAAGUUACACUCUGGCAACAUCACUCUCAUCACCUUUACGUCGCUUGCCUGGUCCUUGGUACACACAUUUCACACAUUUGAUUCUCAAAUUCCACAUUGUUACGGGAAACAGGAUACAUUAUGUCCAUUCACUUCACCAGAUAUACGGCUCCGUUGUCCGUCUUUCCCCUCAUGAGGUAUCUGUGAGUGACGUAGAAGCUGUUUCGGCCGUGCAUAAGAUUGGGGCAGGGUUCCUCAAGUCCGCUUGGUAUGAUGGCAUUACCCCGGGCCGCGAACCGGGCAUUUUUGCCAUGCGUGAUCCCCAUCAGCAUUCAGCUCGCCGAAGACUUUUUGCUCGCGCUUUCAGUAACGGCUCCUUGCUCACCAAUUGGGAGCCCGAGAUCAGGAAAAAGACUGGCCUUGCUGUCCAGAAGAUAAAGAAUGAUGCUCUCGGAGAUGGCGCUGAUGUGUUUAAGUGGUGGACGCUUAUGGCCACAGAUGUGAUUGCUCAUCUGUCUUUCGGAGAGUCAUUCCAUAUGUUAGAACAAGGCAAGCAAACACAAUAUAUCGACUCGAUGCAGUUGGCCAUGAUAAGUAGUGGCAUCAGAACUGAGCUCUCGUGGAUCUACCCUUUUCUGAAAUACAUCCCUUCCCAAAGUUUGAAGACUCUGCUGAAUGCCGACAACGUCAUUUAUGAUCAUGGCACUAUAGCCGUUAGAAAUAUGCAAAGUGCCGGAGACGGAUUAAGCAGGGACAAUCUGUUCAGUCAGAUGGUAGCUGAAGCUGAUGGCCAAGAAAAGACAUCACUCACAUCAUCAAGUGUACAGACAGAAGCAGGUAACCUCAUAGUUGCUGGGUCAGAUACGACUGCUGUCACCUUGACAUAUCUUGUCUGGGCUAUUCUCAAGCAGCCUCAGCUACAAGUUCAACUAGAGGAAGAGGUUUGCUCACUUAGUGAUGAGUUGUCAUUUGACGAACUCAAGAGCGCACCAAUCCUGAACAGCAUUAUCGAAGAGACACUUCGACUGUAUGGUGCAGCACCUGGUGCACUUCCACGUGUUGUACCAAGCAAGGGUGCCACUCUUGCUGGCCAUUACCUCCCAGGAGGUACUGUUGUCAGUACACAAGCAUACACGGUUCAUCGCGACGAGACUAUCUGGUCUGAUGCGGCAAGAUUUGACGGUUAUCGAUUCAUGGACAAAUCCAAAGUGACAGCUGCGCAGAAAUCAGCGCUAUCUCCGUUCGGAGCUGGCUCUCGAAUUUGUAUCGGUAUGCACUUGGCUUAUAUGGAACUGAGACUUGGAGCUGCACUAUUCUUUCGAGAGUGUCGUGGGGCUAAACUUGGUGCGGGGAUGACUGAUGAUAUGAUGGCGAUGGAAAACCACUUUUUAAUUGCACCCAAAGCUCAUAAGUGUAUAAUCAAGCUAUAG